Messenger RNA from Betta splendens (Siamese fighting fish), 910 nucleotides. RefSeq names its product protein SPO16 homolog. NCBI's taxonomy places the organism in Eukaryota, Metazoa, Chordata, Actinopteri, Anabantiformes, Osphronemidae. The record is from RefSeq and is a predicted model, not a curated record. The transcript has 5 exons. Gene Ontology annotation, biological process: reciprocal meiotic recombination; synaptonemal complex assembly. Gene Ontology annotation, cellular component: chromosome. Bases 201 to 740 code for a protein of 179 amino acids.
CUACUUUUGAUGUUUUUCAUCUACGUGCUUUAACAAGUUACCACAGACACCACAGCGACCCCUCGGGGCAUUAUGGCGAAAGUAGCGUUGUGUUCAGGUUCAACAAGCUAACAGCUAACGUUAGUCAGUUUGGUGGAGGUGCUAGAUAUCAGGUAAUCCUUUUUUUGCUCUUGCAGCGAGCGGUUGGUACAUGUAAUGUAAUGGCAGCACACAAAGAAACGACCCCUGGGUGGAAAACAACCAUUAUAAUCAGCACAUCGCUCCAGAACCAUGAUACGAACAGGAUCCUCCACGCUCAACAGCAUAGAAUCAGAUUUUCAGGCUGUGUUGAGUCUGGAUCCUUCAUUUUUCCUCUAUCAGGUACUGCAUUUUUGUUGGUUGACCCUCAAGACCUUCCAGAGCCAUUUGAGGAAUCGGGACUCAUUCAGAGGAUAAACACGUUUGUGCAAGUACACCGGAACAGCUUUGUACUUCUAUAUGCCCUCUUUAAUGGAAAGAAGGAACUGGACAUUUUGUCAGCAAUUCAACACAGAUUCAUUAGCAGCAGUCUCAGGAUCCUGCCUGUGCGAAACAAUGCAGAGCUUGUGAAAGCAAUGUUGACAAUUGCCAAGCAAAUGCUCCUUCCCCGGCAGGCCACUAGUAAGCCCCAUGUAGACAGGAUUCGGGACCAGAUGACUCUGGCGCGGGCUCAUAUAAUUGAAAACAGUCCUAUGUGGGAAAUGCUAAAGAACCUAAUGUAAUUCCAGCAGCUGAGCCAAGAUGUUUUCAAACUUUUGUUUUAUUUUCUGCUGAUUAGUAUAGUUCUUUAUUUAUUAUAUUGUUAGGUUUAUACUUAUGUGUUAACUAAGGGGAAUUCAUUAUCUGAUAAAUGUUUUUGAUUAAACAAAGUGAAUAAAACAAGAGGAAAUUA